CGUGCCAAAAGUCACGCUUCGCCCAACUCUCGGCGGAUAAUGACGUCGCGACGGCGAUGGUCGGCUGGCAAAUCGACUACGUAUCGACGACGCAAAUUAUGCCCGAGAUGUACGCCCGAUGACGAGCCCGAGUGUGAGUAUAAUGCGCGUGAAAUAACAAACGCGUUGCCCCAUCGGCGGCAGCCAAGGAAGUGCAACCACUGCGAGACGCGCCUGCCGCAGAUUCGUCGACCAUCGCCGAAUCCGGUUCACUCCCCCUCAAGUUUGAAUUCUGUAACGGUCGUACCCAAGUCUACCCGAUCGGUACUUACUGCGCCGUACACCCACAACUGGAUCACGAUGGAGGACGCGAAUGAGGUCUUGGUUAGCGCGGCCGAAUUCAUAAAAGAUCGCUUGUACUUUGUAACAUUAAGAACAACGAUGAAACCAAAAAGUACUCCAAACACUCAUUAUUUCUGUAUCGAUAAUGAGUUGGUGUAUGAAAACUUUUAUGCUGAUUUCGGUCCCUUAAAUUUAGCCAUGCUGUACAGAUACUGCCAAAAGGUUAACAAAAAAUUAAAGGGUAUCGCGCUCAGCAAAAAGAAACUUGUGCAUUAUACGACACUAAAUUCAGAAAAGAGAGUGAAUGCCGCAUUUCUCAUUGGAUGUUAUGCGAUAUUAUACUGUAAACGUACUGCACAAGAGGUUUACGAGUGUUUAACUAAAAGUUCAAAUAAUCUUGGAUUCAUUAUGUUUCGUGAUGCCUCCAUUGGACCACCAUGUUACCAGAUAUCAUUAAGUGAUUGUCUAAGUGCUAUAUACAAGUGCCAUCAACUUGGUUUCUUUAAUUUUGAAGAUUUCUGUGUGAAAGAAUAUGAACAUUUUGAGAGAGUUGAAAACGGAGAUUUAAAUUGGAUUGUACCUGGAAAGUUUAUUGCUUUUUGUGGUCCACAUGCAAGAUCUAAGGUUGAAGAUGGUUAUCCUCUGCAUGGUCCAGAGUCAUAUUUUACAUAUUAUCGCCGUAACAACGUAACGACAAUUGUACGGCUUAAUAAGAAGAUCUACGAUGCUUCAAGCUUUACUGAUGCAGGCUUCAAUCAUAAAGAUUUAUUUUUUGUGGACGGUUCAACGCCGACGGACUCUAUAAUGCAUCAGUUUCUUAAAAUAGCAGAAAAUGCUAGCGGUGCAGUUGCCGUGCAUUGCAAAGCGGGUCUUGGGAGAACUGGCUCUCUGAUUGGUUGCUAUAUUAUGAAGCAUUACCAUUUAACAGCUCAUGAAACGAUCGCUUGGAUAAGGAUAUGUAGGCCAGGUUCUGUAAUCGGACAUCAGCAACAAUGGCUAGAAAAAAAAGAGGCCUAUCUUCGUUCACUGCUGAAGGAUCCGUUGCAACCUGUAAAUGGAAACCCAGUUCACGAAUAUGGAAUAUACUCGAUAAUUGGCAGGCCCAGAACGGCUUCCUGGAGUAAUGUAAAGAGUCUCGUGGAAGACAACGUAUCGGGAAUAAUGCAUCGUGUAGAUGGAAUGAAAUUGGAUGAUCCCGCUCCGGUAGCCGGUGCCAGUGGUCCAACUAGAUACAGCACACUGACUCAAGGUGACAAAUUGUGCAGAAUCAAAGCUAAAAGAAGAGGCAUACCGCCGACUCAAACUUCUCUUAGUACAUCCACAGGGACGUCCACUGUUGUACAGGGCUUGCAAAAGUUCGUCGGAUUUUUUGCCAUAUUUCUUUUAAUAGUAACGAAACAAUACAUGCCAUGUUCAAUCAAAGUAUCCGCCAUCGUUAUUCAUCACUUUCUGCCACCUUUCAGCCCUUAUUUGGGACCUUUAUUGCAAACCAGGAGUCAAAAGGGAACGAUUGCUGCUCUAUCGGGAAAUAAAGAGAGAGAUCCUACCAAGAGGCUCCUAUCACGAUCUACUGCAACGACAGUUGUGAAAAGAAACAGUUGGUUGGUCAGCAGUAGCUGUGAUCCAUCUUCCUGCCGUAUUAGGUCUAAGCCAGCAACACAGAGCCAUAAUAUCAACAACAAUACAACCACCACUACUCCCGUUACAUCUUUAACCGUAUCAAAGCCAGUGAGAAGGGCGAAACGUACUUCCUGCAUGGCACAGGCCCAUACUACAAAUUCGUCCGCAAAUCAUUCGGUACCGCAGCCGCAACAAGGCAUGAAUAUGAUCCUCAGGUCGGCAGACCGAAUUACCCGCUAUUCACUCAGGCAUGCGCGCACAACAAAAAGUUAUAAAAGUGCAUUUAUCAGAUGACUAACCGAUAUUCCCAGUGGCGUUGGGGAGGACUGUCAGGUAACUGGAGCAUCUCACCAGCGCCGAAGAUCUCAUCGCUUAAACCCCAUCAUUCAAUAAAA
Molecule: messenger RNA, 2336 nt
Organism: Harpegnathos saltator (Jerdon's jumping ant)
Lineage: Eukaryota; Metazoa; Arthropoda; Insecta; Hymenoptera; Formicidae
Gene: cdc14
Product: cell division cycle protein 14
Exons: 10
Coding region: 40-2235 (731 amino acids)
Biological process (GO): protein dephosphorylation
Source: RefSeq, a predicted model, not a curated record